Fusarium verticillioides 7600 is the source of this 1548-nucleotide messenger RNA. RefSeq lists its product as hypothetical. The coding region runs from base 1 to 1548 and encodes 515 amino acids. The transcript is spliced from 10 exons. The record is from RefSeq and is a predicted model, not a curated record. Lineage: Eukaryota; Fungi; Ascomycota; Sordariomycetes; Hypocreales; Nectriaceae. Gene Ontology annotation, biological process: 'de novo' AMP biosynthetic process. Gene Ontology annotation, molecular function: (S)-2-(5-amino-1-(5-phospho-D-ribosyl)imidazole-4-carboxamido) succinate lyase (fumarate-forming) activity; N6-(1,2-dicarboxyethyl)AMP AMP-lyase (fumarate-forming) activity. Gene Ontology annotation, cellular component: cytosol.
AUGUCUAACGCAGGAUCACCUUCUACUACCCUCACCAGGGUGCGCAACAGCCCCUGCGAAAUGGAAAGACUGUUCAGUCGAGAAUCACGGUAUACCAUCUGGCGGGAACUUUGGCUAUGGCUUGCACAAAGCCAGAAGGAGCUUGGCAUCGUCUACCUCGUUCCCAACCCUAAUACCAAUACCCCCAUGGAAGAGAGAAUCAUCGAAGACGAAGCUCUUGAACAGCUGAGGCGCUGUUGCCGUGCCUUAAACUACCAAGCCAGUGCUCAGCAAAGGUGCACUCUGACUCCUGAUCAUGUAUUGGAUGUUCGCACUCAAUACCACUUCGUCACUGAUCUCGACGCCCCUAAAUCCAAGCACUGGCUCAAUCUCGGCGUCACCCACGAGUACACCCUCGAAAAUACGGAGCAGAUCCUCAUGGCUAGUGCCGUGGAUAUCCUGAACACCAAGAUCGCAAUGCUUCUCUACCGACUAAAAAGCUUUGCCAUGGAUCAUAGGGAUGUACAGUGUCUCGUGUACAAGUCAGGCUCCGGAACACCGGCACCCUACAUUACAACAGUCGGAGAGAGGAUUGCUGGCUGGGCUAAGACGCUCGGUACACUCCUGCGGGCUUUUCAGAUACUUCGAUGCAAAAUCGGAUCGGCUGGAUCUCAGCCAAUUACUUCAAGCGAACAGAACUGCAUUUCCUUUUUUGACAAGAUGUCUAUGCUCCAGCAUUUUGAGGGUGACCGGUCAAAGUGCGAGAAGUUGAAUGACCUCCUUCGCCGAAAAAUGGGAUUCGAAAACUGUCACGCGAAAGACUAUUCUGAUUACCGUGGUGGCAUCAACGCACUUUUGGGGCGCCUGUGUACUAGUCUGGGCGACACGGCUCUUCAAAUUGCUGAAGAUCUGGAUCAUUUUGACUUGACUGGUCAGUUGGUCCAGAAGAGGGCGACUAACAAUGGCCCGCCUGUCACAUCUCCGCUCCUAAUUCUAAAGAUCGCUGCAAACACACUCAGGGGAGUAGCAGAUGAUUUCAAGAAUCCAAAUGUGUCUAAGAUUUAUGGAUGUGAGGAAUACAUCAUGGCACGGCUAUUCAAGCACGCUGCGCGAGUCGUCAGGGUACUCCAAAGCAUCGUCGAGAGCCUCUACUACGAUACACAGAGCGCCUACACCAUCAAGUGGGUCAAGAUGCCAUCCAUGAUGACCUCCCCUCUCGUCGGUAGACUAGUGAACCGCCACGAGGAUCGAGCGACCAUUAUGAGGCAUCUGAGGGCCGUUUGCACCAACGAAGACAGGAUGACUCUCCCAUUUCAACUUCGAGUGGGACGUUUUCUGGCCAGACUCGUCAAUCACGAGUUCUUCAGAAGACAUGCUGAUGACGUUCGCAAUGCUGUCCUGUCAGUCGAUGAUGUCUCUUGUUUUGAAAAACGAGUUAAUGAGAUCUGCGGACACAAUGGUAUCAUUGCCAUGAGACUUCAACCUUACGAGGACUAUAUUCGAGAGAUGACUGCUGGAGAGGCGCGUCUGCAGUCACCUCUAGCGAUUCAGGCUGCCCCGGGCCAUUAG